This is a messenger RNA of Phialemonium atrogriseum, 2157 nucleotides long. RefSeq names its product CASC3/Barentsz eIF4AIII binding-domain-containing protein. The record is from RefSeq and is a predicted model, not a curated record. Gene Ontology annotation, biological process: mRNA processing. Lineage: Eukaryota; Fungi; Ascomycota; Sordariomycetes; Cephalothecales; Cephalothecaceae. Gene Ontology annotation, molecular function: mRNA binding. The coding region runs from base 1 to 2157 and encodes 718 amino acids. The transcript has 2 exons. Gene Ontology annotation, cellular component: exon-exon junction complex.
AUGGCUGCCGCGGUGCCGCGACGCAGAAAGUUCAUCGGCCACAGACGCCGCGUCGAGGACGAGGGCGAGGACGAGGGCGGUCUUGGAACGGUGGACCUCGAUGACGACUCCCUGACCGAGGGCUCCGUCGGGAGCGAUGACAACGACCACGCUGAUGAUAGCGACACGAGCAACAUCGACGAGACAUCGCCCACACCGCUCAAUGCCACCAAGGCUGCGGGCCACGGAGCUGUGAAACCAGCUCAACGCCGCCAGGCCGACGAGGCCCCCUCCAGCGCGCCCGAUGCCACCAAACCGGCCCAACCGGUCAUGACGGACACCGACAUCAUGCUCAACGGCCUGUCCAUCUCUGAUGAGACCGCUCCUGCUCAAGAGAUGAACUUUGAUGACGUCCAAAAGUCGCCCACCAAGGACUCGGCUCCCGUCAUUGUGAGCUCCGCCUCUGCUCCGCAACCCCAACCGCGAGCGCCUCUGCACGAGCGACGGCGACGGGAACAGGAGGAGUACAGGCGGAAGAGGGAUGAGGAUCCUGCCUUCGUGCCCAACCGGGGGGCAUUCUUCAUGCACGACCACAGACAUGCCGGCCCCGCGGCAAACGGCUUCCGUCCUUUUGCAAGAGGAGCUCGCGGCGGCCGAGGCCGUGGCGGUUUCGGCGGCGGGCUCUUUGUGCCGGUGCAGCAAUUCCAGACUCCCUCGGAUCCGACAGCCAAUGCACCAUGGACCCAUGAUAUGCACGAGGCCGUCACCGACCAGCCGCCAGCUCGACCGAUCCGCCAUGUCUCAAACCACGAAGGGCCACCAAAUGGAAAUGGCAUUAUCCCGACAUGCCCGCAGAACCCAACCCCCAUCAACCGCACAAUGUCCACCGAGAAACACAUCGCCAAUGUACAGAUCCGGGUGUUCUUCCCCCCGAUGAAGACGCCCGUCGUAUUCUCUGGUGUGGCUGUGAAGCAGUACACAAAGCUGCCCGACCACCGGCCACCUCUGCGGCGCGACAAGCCUGUGCGGAUAUCACUGCCAGACGCACCGCCCCGGUACAUAUUCCCCGCGAUGGAUAGGUCCUUCAUAUUCAUCCCCCGGGCUAUGCGGCCGAACCAGCAAAGGUUGCGUGGCAAGGGCCCGCGGUCUGCCAUGGGCUCCAUGGGAGGGUUCUCUCGCCGCACCAGUGUGUUCGGCGGCAGCUUCUAUGGCAGCACCUACAGCCCGAGCAUCGCCUUGAGCCGACGGUCGUCGCUUGCUCCUGAGAUGGGCCGUGACUACAUCCUCUCGCCAACCGGGUCGGCCAUCUCACGUCCUCCGAUUCCCAUGGACAAUGGUAGGCCUGUCGUCCGUCUACCUCCUCUUGCUCAUCCGAAUCAGGGUGCUCCUGCUCCGGACAUGGCGUCUCCUAUGGGCGUCCAGAGGUCGACUGGAAGCGGAGACUUUUCCAUCUCCGAUUUGCCGCCUCCUCAAACCCACCCUCUGCCCCAGAAGCCUACUUUCCAGGAGAACCGACCGAACUCGAUCCCCAUGCACCAGCCCCGGCCGCAGAAGACCGUCUCCGUCGAGUACAUCGAAUCACCAUCGCAGCCUUACCAGCAAGCGUUCCACCAUCAGUACCCCAUCCCGGCAUCGACUGGUCCCUCGCAGGAAUCCCACGCCCGGAACCUAUCGUAUCCCUCGCAGCAUUCCACUGGCACGCCGCUCUCUCAGAUUCCCGAGCGAGCCAUCCACGCCGCGCCAUUCCAGCCCAACGCUUAUCAACAGCAGGGGUUCUACAAUCAACAGUACCAGAUGAUGCAGCCCCAGCAAGGAUACUACUACCCCCCGACUUAUGGCGGCAAUGUAGCUCCCAACACCGGCGCUCCCGGGUUCCCUGGUGGGCAGCCAGGCCAGACGCCCGGCUAUACCCAGCCCGCUCAGGGAGAUUCUAAUGCCGCCGGGCGGACAAACGGGCAGACUGCUCCAUCGUCCAACUUGGUUGCUCAGGAAGUCAAUGGGAUGGUCUACUACUACGACGCUUCUCAGCUGCCUGCCGUGCCGGGAUUCCAACCCUACCCUGGCGCUCAAAGCUUCGUGCCCGGUGUCGUCAACAUGGGUGGGAUGGUGACGCCCAGCCCGGACGGGUUCUACUAUCCCCAAGCCCCCCCUUCCGGCGUAGUCUAUUAUCCGCAAUAG